AUGAAGGUUGUUGUAGAGAAUCUAACAGGAACAUUAUUCUAUGUCGAAGUAGAGAAUGAUGGCACGGUUGAAGAUCUAAAAAGAGAAAUUGAAGCACAAAUGAAACUCCCUUGUGACCGUUUGAUCAUUAUUCUUGAUGAUAUUUGUUGGCCGUUGAUUACGAAAGAUGAUGAAAAGGAAUCUCUUGUUAAUUGUGGAAUCCAAGAUGGGUCACAUGUUUAUAUUUUCUUUAUUCCUGUUGAUGAUGAAUCUACCCAACAUUUUGUGUUUACUCUGCCUGAUUUCCUUGUUGGUUAA
Molecule: messenger RNA, 297 nt
Organism: Vicia faba (fava bean)
Lineage: Eukaryota; Viridiplantae; Streptophyta; Magnoliopsida; Fabales; Fabaceae
Source: the annotation of a GenBank genome assembly